Molecule: messenger RNA, 1115 nt
Organism: Sipha flava (yellow sugarcane aphid)
Lineage: Eukaryota; Metazoa; Arthropoda; Insecta; Hemiptera; Aphididae
Gene: Roe1
Product: grpE protein homolog 1, mitochondrial
Exons: 6
Coding region: 342-992 (216 amino acids)
Biological process (GO): protein folding; protein import into mitochondrial matrix
Cellular component (GO): PAM complex, Tim23 associated import motor
Molecular function (GO): protein homodimerization activity; protein-folding chaperone binding; adenyl-nucleotide exchange factor activity
Source: RefSeq, a predicted model, not a curated record
AAAUUGUAUUGCACAACCCGACGUCGUUCUUCCACCACCGACUGUAUAAAGAAUUGUACAGUUUAUUACGAUAUCGAUCGAUUACAGUAUUACUGUUUCACGCAUCUAUAGAAUAGAUUCAUUUGUUAUUAUUUUAGUCUUCCCAGAAUCACGACUGAUUGUUAAUCGAUAUCGGUUCGUUAUCUCCCGUUCCCUUCCUCCCUUUAACCAUAACAACAUUCAACCCGGUCACCACUGACUUUAUCUGUCGUUUACUCUAUUCUAUUCGUAACAAAAACCGCAUGCGUUAGAAGUCCGCAAUUCGUUUGCUAUUAACUCGCCGAUUUCCGAAUAGUAGAGACAUGACAUCGAUCUUUAAUUUCCCGUUUAGAGCGUGCAGGUCCGUUUUAGCGUCGGAAAGUAGAUUAAAUUCUAUAAUGGGCUACAACAUUUUUCGUCAUAAAGUGUCAGAUGCAGCUAACAAUGCAGAAGAAAUAAAGGAUGGUAAAGAAAAAAUUGAUAUUGAAGCUCUUGUAAAGCAAAAUGAAGAUUUACAAGAAGAAAAUAAAAAUUUAAUUGAAAAAGUUAGAAGGUAUCUAGCUGAAACAGAAAAUAUCCGUAAACGUACUAUUAAAGAAACUUCUGAUGCUAAAAUUUAUGCAAUUCAAGGAUUUUGUAAAGAUUUGCUUGAUGUUGCUGAUAGUUUAAGUAAAGCUACUGAAUGUGUACCAAAAGAAGAAGUAUGUGAUAGUAAUCCACAUUUGAAACAUUUGUAUGAAGGCUUGGUGACUACUGAAUCACAAUUACAAACGAUUUUUCAGAGACACGGUUUAAUGGCUAUAAAUCCUUUGAAUGAAAAAUUUGAUCCUAAUUCUCAUAAAGCUUUAUUUGAACAGGUAGUAGAAGGUAAAGAAGGAGGUAUUGUAGUUGUGGUAUCACAAAUUGGAUAUAAAUUACACGAUCGUAUUGUUAGAGCAGCUGCUGUCGGAAUCAGCAAAGAUCCAAAUCAGUAAAAAAGUACAUGAUUUAUGAAGCUGCAAUGGGAACUGGCAAAGAUCCAAAUCAUUGAAUAAUUUUUCAACAUUCAAGUAGACCAAAAAAUUAUAUGUAAAUAAAUUGUUUUUUCUUUCAAAAAA